Messenger RNA from Pleurotus ostreatus (oyster mushroom), 684 nucleotides. RefSeq names its product RIBULOSE-phosphate 3-epimerase (gene RPE1). Gene Ontology annotation, biological process: pentose-phosphate shunt, non-oxidative branch; carbohydrate metabolic process; pentose-phosphate shunt. Gene Ontology annotation, cellular component: cytosol. Gene Ontology annotation, molecular function: D-ribulose-phosphate 3-epimerase activity; metal ion binding. The record is from RefSeq and is a predicted model, not a curated record. The transcript is spliced from 6 exons. Lineage: Eukaryota; Fungi; Basidiomycota; Agaricomycetes; Agaricales; Pleurotaceae. The coding region runs from base 1 to 684 and encodes 227 amino acids.
AUGCCUCGAGCCAUCAUUUCUCCCUCAGUACUCGCUUCCGACUUUGGUCAGCUCACCGCAGAAUGUAAGCGGAUGAUCAAGGGCGGUGCAGAAUGGCUUCAUAUGGGUACGCUGUCCACUGCUCUACACUUUGUGCCCAAUAUCACCAUGGGGGCGCCUGUGCUAUCCUGUGUCUCCAAAGGUGUACCAGGAAUCUUCAUGGACUGCCAUAUGAUGGUCGCGCAGCCAGAGAAGUGGGUCAAUGACAUCGCCGACGCCGGCGGAUCGCUAUACUGUUUCCAUCUUGAGGCUACCUCCGAUCCGCUACCCAUUAUCGAGGCUAUACACAGCAGGGGGAUGAAGGCCGGUGUUGCGAUCUCUCCGGACACCCCCUCCGCAGCCGUGGCCGACGAUGUAGCCGCAGCAGCUGACAUGCUUCUAGUUAUGACAGUCUACCCAGGCCGAGGGGGACAGAAAUUUCUUGAUAGAUGCCUACCCAAGGUCACCGAACUUCGUGCCCGAUUCCCUGACAAGGACAUAGAGGUUGAUGGCGGAGUUGGUCCUGCUACCGUAGACGCCUGUGCUGACGCAGGUUCCAAUGUCAUCGUAGCCGGAACAGCUAUCUUCGGGGCCCAAGAUCCCGAGGGCGUUAUUGCGACACUGAAAGCGACAGUCAACAAGGCUCAAGCGAGGUUGGCGAAAUAA